Messenger RNA from Camelina sativa (false flax), 676 nucleotides. The record is from RefSeq and is a predicted model, not a curated record. NCBI's taxonomy places the organism in Eukaryota, Viridiplantae, Streptophyta, Magnoliopsida, Brassicales, Brassicaceae.
AUGGUAGUUAGGGGAUAUGACAUUUCGCUUCAUGCGAGUCAUGUCGAGUAUGCGCUGAUUGAACAUUUCUCUCAAUGUGGACGUGUCCUGAGUGCUUGUGCUCCUCCUGCUGACAUAGAAGAAUGCGAAGGUGUUCUGGACAGCAUAGCUACCGUUACUUUACUGGGACAAGCUGCCGUAGAGAAGGCGCUGCAACUAUGUGGAUGUGCUGCCGUAGAGAAAGCGCUGCAACUAUGUGGAUGUGAUGUGAAAGGAUUGGGGUUUUUUCAAGUUACUCGGGUUGUGCCGCCCAUAAAAAAUAUGCUCCCCUUCAUGGCGCCACCCGGGAUGUGGACGAGUCCAAGAACGGACGGCAGCCUUAUGAUUCGUCAUCCCGAUAUGUACAUGAAUUUGAUUCCUGAUCCUGUAUUCUUGGUAACAAAGGAAAACCUCUCGUUAAUUCGUUCGUGCUUUGUUUUAUUUUUAGGCGGCCAAGGAUCAGUCGAAGAACGGACGGCAGCUUCGUGUUUACUCCUCCUCUCCGCAUGCCAAAUAAUGGAGAAGAAAAGAUGACGGCGAGUGAGAAGAAGAAGGCUGCUUGGGCGAAAGUUCUCCUUCUCCUGGGAUUAGACGAUGAUGCUAUAGUAUAGUUUUGUCUUUCUUUUUUGGAAGGUUAAUGAUCAUUAAUUUGCUAUAU